GUCUGUGAAGCCCAAGACCAUCGUCCAUUCACGUCCUACAAUGCGCGCCACACGCAUAGACGGUUUUGUCGGCGAUGACCGCGCCUAUGCUGGAUAUCUUUGCGAAGUCGUUAGUGGGCUCCCGCUGCUCGAAUGUAUUCAGCAGCUGGAGCAACUGGUAACGCUGCGACGCCGCCAGCAUCGCGCACCCCAUUCGCCAAACGCCGAGCUCGACGACAGUGUCCAAGCAGCGGACCGAGUCCCCAACCUACGCUCUAUCCAGUCUGUCUUGGGGAAACCUCAUCCGACGCCGCCUCCGGGUCUCAAUAUCGUGAUGUGGGAUCCGACGGAGCAGUCUUUGUCAUCAAGCCGCUCCUCGUCGCCAGUCUGGAUCAAACGGACCGCCACGUUCUUCAACAACCUGCCCAGGUCAGAAGACCAGUGGCGUGAGAAAAGGGAGAACCUUGGCUUAUCUGACGCGCACGGCAUUCUCAGCGCAGUUGGUUGCUUGACGACAGGCCGGUUGGGCAACGACAGUGGUUUCACGGACCAUACCGCAAAGCCAGAUCUGCAGGAUGCUUUGGAGGCCUUUGCGGCAAACGCCGGCUCCUAUAUAGCAUCAACAAGACGCAACCUCCAACUAUCCCGUUUCCUUUCCCUCAUUCUGAUCGCAACGCUCUGUGUGGCAAUACAUGAAGGUCAUCCGGUGCACCUGGUCGACGCCGCCCAGCGAAAAUUCCUGGCGGCGAGCCGGAGGAAUGGGAAAUGCGAGGAGGGCGCUGAGCAGCUCCACAUGGAUCGGUUGUCGGUGCGAUGGCUGCUCCAAGAGAUGCAACGGCAAUUUCGACGCGGACUUCGGCAUCGCGCUUUCGAGCUGUUCCUCCUCGAGGGCGGGGAUAUACACUUCUAUAAGUACUGCCCGAAGGAGACGAAGGAAAACCAGAUCUUCACACAAAAGAUCCCUUGCUGUGACGUCCCGGAUGAGAUACAGGCCUGUCUACCAUUUUGGCCCCCAUUCCUUGUUCAGAUGAAUGUCAGCGGCCGAUGGAGUUACUCGACAACUUGCAAGGCGCUUAGCGUAGAUCUCCUUAAUCAAGAGGAGGAUUUUCAACAUUUCCAGGACACGAUCAACUCAAAGAAGCUCGUCGCCUGCCAGCUCGGAGAUAUGUAUGCAGCACCGAACGCGCAUGUCGACGGAUCUACCUCGACAACAACAUUCCGACCUAUUAACCCAGGGCCGCAUGGCCGCGACGGACCGACAACUUCAUCCCCUCCAACUAAGCGACGAAAAAUGGAUCGAGGUGCGGAUGGACUUUCUCGCGGCGGCGCGGGCCGGGUUUCAGCAGCCCAAGAGGCGCCGUUCCUUGCCUUGCUUGCCGAUGUGGCCGGACAGGAGCGCGCGGAGCGGCUUUUUACGGGGGCUGUCCCAAUCUCUGUAUCCGCGGAACAGACCUCCAGUACCUCCUUCCGUGGGCUUUCGCCACGUGAUGCUGAAAGUGCUGCAUCGACACCCCAGUCCGAUCCGUCACAUGGCAGAGACACUGCAUCCAUGGAACGACGCUUCGUUAGCGGCUGCUUCAAUGCCUCUGGCCUUGUUACCUGUCCGGACGGAUCGUCCUUCCCGAUUAGAAACCUCGGAGAGACACGAGGGGGGAUCAGCACAGAGACCCAGGAGGCACUCAACGGUGUUGCCCUCGCAACCAUGCCCCCUGAAUGCCAGAAUUUGAUGGCGAGUCCAUUAGAUUUGCUCUCAGAUGCAGCUGGGCAAGCUGAGAGGUUGGACCAGGUGGCUGCCCUCCCGGACGACCUAACGGAACCAGCUUCCACAGACGUCGACCUAGGAGACACAGCUAGGACGGAGGGAAGCGGGUUUGUGGCCGAGUCAGUACCGGCAGGGCUUCGCAGGAACUCUCUGGCAAGGAACAUAUCAACGUCGGUCACUUUUCGGAGUGGAUGUCACUCGAUCGCUACUUUGAUUUCAAUGCGGCUGCCCUUCCUCCUCUCUACUAAUAUUCUUUCCAUCACCCUUGGCAUCGUCACCCCGGACUUCUCCAACGGAAAUGACAAUCAGCAGAAACCUGAUCUCGCCGCUCACGAGAAUGAGCGCGCUGUUCUCGGGUAGCAAGAUUGGGCUCAGCCAAUCGAUGGGUUGUCGAGUUGUAGCGUCAUGCUCCUUGGGUUGGUAUUGAACUGCGCAAUUUUGCGAAGAGAAUGGGAUAAACACCGCGACCUGCCCGCUUGUCG
Chaetomium strumarium is the source of this 2223-nucleotide messenger RNA. RefSeq lists its product as uncharacterized. The transcript has 4 exons. Lineage: Eukaryota; Fungi; Ascomycota; Sordariomycetes; Sordariales; Chaetomiaceae. The record is from RefSeq and is a predicted model, not a curated record. The coding region runs from base 41 to 2101 and encodes 686 amino acids.